AUGACCACUGGCAAUAAAACUGUAGUAACCCAUUUCCUCAUUUUGGGCUUCCCUAGUCUGAAGAAUCUUCAGCUGCUCCUCUUCUUUGUAGGGUUGCUCAUUUAUAUCUUGACUUUGAGUGGACACCUCAUCAUUAUCAGCAUAGUACACAUUGACCGAUGUCUCCAUACCCCCAUGUACUUUUUCCUCAGUAACUUCUCCUUCUUAGAGAUUUGGUACACAUCCAAUAUUAUUCCCAAAAUUCUAGAAGUCUUCCUAACAAAAAACAAAUCUAUCACAUAUACUGGCUGCAUUGCUCAACUCUACUUUUUAAUUUCAUUUGGUACAGCUGAAUGUUUUAUUCUGGCAAUCAUGGCAUUUGAUCGCUGUUUAGCCAUAUGUAAUCCCCUACGGUAUCAAAACCUGAUGAAUAACAAAAUUUGCCAUCAACUGGCUGUAUGUUCAUGGAUCAGUGCCUUCAUAAUUAACAUACCUCCACUGGUGGCAGUCUGUAGGCUGCCAUUUUGUGGACCAAAUGAGAUCAACCAUUUCUUCUGUGAUGCAUCCCCUUUACUGAAACUCUCUUGUGCAAAUCCUCAUGAAGCUGAAUUGUUCAACUUCAUUGUGGCUACUAGCGUCAUUGUCAGUUCCUUUUUCCUCAUUCUGGUCUCUUACGUCCUCAUAAUUGUCACUGUUCUGAAAAUCCCCUCAACUACAGGCCGGCAAAAAGCUUUUUCUACUUGUGGCUCCCAUCUGGCUGUAGUAACUAUUUUCUAUGGCACACUGAUGUUCAUGUAUGUCCGUCCAACCUCACAAAUUUCCACCAGUUCAGUGAACUUCAACAAGACAGUGUCUGUGUUUUACACAGUGGUCACUCCCAUGCUGAACCCUGUCAUUUACUGCCUGAGAAACAAAGAAGUCAAAGAUGCCUUGAAGAGAGCUAUCAGUGAGAAACAUGGACUCAUUAAGAAACCAAGCUACAUUAGAAGAAGAAGAACAAAUUAG
Python bivittatus (Burmese python) is the source of this 984-nucleotide messenger RNA. RefSeq names its product olfactory receptor 6F1-like. Gene Ontology annotation, cellular component: membrane. Gene Ontology annotation, biological process: G protein-coupled receptor signaling pathway. The record is from RefSeq and is a predicted model, not a curated record. Lineage: Eukaryota; Metazoa; Chordata; Lepidosauria; Squamata; Pythonidae. Gene Ontology annotation, molecular function: G protein-coupled receptor activity; olfactory receptor activity.